Molecule: messenger RNA, 1821 nt
Organism: Hippocampus comes (tiger tail seahorse)
Lineage: Eukaryota; Metazoa; Chordata; Actinopteri; Syngnathiformes; Syngnathidae
Gene: ctu2
Product: cytosolic thiouridylase subunit 2 homolog (S. pombe)
Exons: 17
Coding region: 116-1630 (504 amino acids)
Biological process (GO): tRNA wobble position uridine thiolation
Cellular component (GO): cytosol
Molecular function (GO): sulfurtransferase activity; tRNA binding
Source: RefSeq, a predicted model, not a curated record
GAGAGGAAGACGAAGACGGAACCGAGUUGAAAUUCUGAUCGGUGACAGUCGUAGGAAUCAACGCUGCAACGAAAGUAACUUCUUCACGUUCGUAGAAAUCUUUGUUUUCGGUCCAAUGUGUCAGGUGGAUGAAGCCUAUCAUGAUGACUUGGAGCAGGAGAAGGUUUCAAGUGUGUCGAAGAAAUGUGUCAAGUGCAAGGAGACGAUUGCCGUGGUGGCCAUCAGAGCAGGGGACCAAUAUUGCAGGGACUGUUUCGAACAGUACUUCCUUCACAAAUUCAGGGCCACACUGGGCAAAAACAGAGUGAUUUUCCCUGGAGAAAAGGUGCUACUUGCUGUAUCAGGGGGUCCUUCUUCUUCUUCAAUGCUCAGACAAGUCCAAGAGGGUUUGAGUCAGAAUGCUCACAAGAAGUUGAGAUUCGUUCCAGGCAUUGUCUACAUUGAUGAGGGUGGUGCUUUGAAUCGAUCUAUGGAGGAGAGACGACAAACAGUGGCAAAGCUGAAAGAUAUAUUUAUAGCCACAGGAUUCCCCUUCCACAUCGUGCCUCUGGAAGAGGUUCUUGACGUCCCCGGUUCAGUUUUAGCGAUGGCUCCUUCUUCCUCGCCGACACAAGCAAGUUCUGACAAAGCAUCUGUGGAUCGCUUUUUUUGCAAUAAUAGCUGUAGCUGUUUGACACCAGAGCAGCAGCAGCAGCAGCAGCAUGAAACUUCAUCACUUUAUGUUGAGGAGUCCCAAACUCAGUUGCUGCAGCAGCUUCUUGACUCCUCUAAGACACUGACGACCAAAGCAGAGUUAGUGAGCGUGUUAAGGCAGCAUCUUUUAGUGCACACAGCUCGCUGUGAAGGCUACAGUAAAUUGAUGUUUGGAGACAACUGCACCAGACUGGCGGUUAAACUUCUCAUUAGUAUAUCAUUGGGCAGAGGAGCACAGCUUGCUCAAGAUACAAGUUUCUCGGACUCUCGCUAUGGUGACAUUAUAUCAUUGAGGCCAAUGAGGAACUACUCUGCAAAAGAAAUAGCCUACUAUAACCAUAUCUUCAAUGUCCCUUCUGUUUUCACACCAAACCUUCACACUAAGAGUAAAGAAAAGGCCAGCAUCCAGUGUCUGACGGAGAGCUUUGUCACUAAACUGCAAGUUGAUUUUCCAUCGACUGUCAGCACUAUAUAUAGAACAAGUGAAAAGCUGCAAACAACUUGUAAGAGUUCAUCCUCUGCGAACCCAUGCGACAGAUGUUUGCUCUGUAUGUGUUCUCUGGAUACCGCAGUGGAAAAUGCUUCAGCUUUCCAGUCCACUCUCAUCUCUGAACGCCUCUGCCAGACCAAAUGUGUCGGUGCUAACAGUGCUUCAUUUCCCAGCCAAAAUACAGAAUUGAGAGGUCCCAGUACACAAUGUUGCUCGAAAGGCAAAGGAGAAUAUUGUGAUAGACCUAUGGAAGACAGAGGCUGCUGUUCUGGUGUCAGGGUCCCAGACACAACUGAUAUCAGAGGCCUGCUGUGUUACAGUUGUCAGUUGACCAUCAAAGACAUGUCUUCAGUAGAUUGUCUGCCUCAAUACAUUUUGUCAGAGGCUCAGAUAAGGCAAAGGAGGUCUCGUAUGAGAGAGGAGAUCAGUGAUUUUCUGCUGGAUUAGUUAAGGGCGUUAAAGGUUUUGACCGAACGGAAGUGGAGCCAAAUGAUAUGAGAGAGAGAGACCCAAUGGUGUGACAAAGUGUUUGCCCCCGUCCUGAUUUAUUUAUUUUUUAUUUUUUGGAAUAUGUUUGUCACUUAAAUGUUUCAGAUCAAACAAAUUUAAAUAUUAGUCAAAGAUAACACAAGUAAACA